Messenger RNA from Panicum virgatum (switchgrass), 1874 nucleotides. RefSeq lists its product as uncharacterized. Lineage: Eukaryota; Viridiplantae; Streptophyta; Magnoliopsida; Poales; Poaceae. Gene Ontology annotation, biological process: proteolysis. The record is from RefSeq and is a predicted model, not a curated record. The transcript has 5 exons. Gene Ontology annotation, molecular function: cysteine-type peptidase activity. The coding region runs from base 776 to 1747 and encodes 323 amino acids.
AGCAAUGAGAGAUGUUGCGCCAGAUCUUACAAGUCCACAAGGGUUGGUUCGGAGUAGCUGUGGAAGCACUGCGUUGCCUGAGGAGGAUGUUGGAGUCACCUUCCCUGUGGAUAAGAUCACACAACCAACAACCUGCAAGCUAUACAUCCAUCAGAAGUUCUUUGAUAUGAAGGUGGCUGUAGGUCAGGCUUGGCCAACCGGCGAAGGGGUUAUGCUGCAUAAUCGCCCUUUAUCUGAAGGUUAUGCAAAGGUUACCGUUGAUUCUCUUGUUAAGAGGAAAUACAAAAAUGUGGAGUUGGAUAUCCCCGGUGAUGACAGUAGGUUGCUAGGGGAUAACAUCUGAGGAUUUGUGGCGUGGCAGAAACGCUACAUAAUAUUUGAAUCAGAAUCUGAGUCAUCCGAUGAUGAUCCUCGAGAGUCACCGGAGAGGGACCUACCUCCUUCACCAAAGUCCAACAGAGAAUCAAGCCCGCCGUCACCUCAAAGAGAGCUAACUCCUCCUAGCCCUCCUAAAAAAAGGCGGACAUCAUCGAGAACACAGAAAAUAUCAUCUCAGAAGCAAUAUUCAGAACCGGCAGAAAAGCCAGAGGGACCAUGUGAAGGGACGGGCAAGAAACAGGUGAGUGGAAGCAUAACAUCGCUGCUCAAAGAAAAAGGAAAGAAAGUAGAGGAGGACUUCAUAGUCCCCAAAGGUGCAAUGGACCAUUUCUUAAACUUAAUGAAAAUGCCGCAAACUGGAAAUAAUCAACCUCCGCUUUCAGACUAUGAGUGAACUAUGAAUAUAGAGAGGUGGCGUGAAGGAACCCGAGCUGCACACAAGUUAAAUGUAGCUGAACGGGCCGCAUUUUGUGAACAAAACAACAUGACAGAGUUAGAACUUCUUCAAAUUGAGUAUGGAGAAGAUUGGUGGAAACAACUAUUGCCACUACCACCGAUUAUCUGGAAAUUUGAAUUGGGGAAAGAUCUGGUGGCCCCAGAACAAAUCCCGAAGCUACCCACAAGAAUGCGACAGUUGCAUUCUUGGUACAAGAUGCAAAAAAGUAAGCUGUUUGGGGCAAGUUAUCUUGAUGAAGAUCUUCAUAAGGGGGAAGGCAGAGUGUGGGUUGAUUUCGAGCACUUGUAUCAUUUCUACCAACAGCGUGCUCUCGACGUCUCAAUUAUGACCUUGUGGACUGUAAUGGAGUCACACAAAUGUAGACGAUGUGGGAUUAACAAUAUAGGCUUCUUGGACCCUAGCACCGUACAUGAGAACACAGUCAAUUUACCAAGUACCGUUGACUACUUGUACAAAGCUUUCCUCUCCAUGCAGGAUAAAAGAUCCAUACUUCUUUCAUACAAUUGCUUUUAUCAUCAUGUCCUACUCGAUAUCAACCUUAACAAUAGUCGAAUCGAGGUUUAUGACUCACGAAAGAGGCCAUUAUCACUAAUCCAGCCCGUCAUUGAUGUCGUCAACAAGGCCUUCGCUAAGUACCGUAAGAAAAGCAAAAUCCAUAGACCUUUUUGGGGAGACUUCACUGUAGAAGAGGCUAAAUACAUCCUCAAGCAGCCUCCGGGCAACGAUCACUGUGGGUUCUAUGUAAUGCAUUACAUGCACUGCUACACCGGCGAUUGCAGAAGCGCCGAAAUGAACACUGAGUUGGAUUCACGUGAAUUGCUCAUGGGCGAGCUAGUAGCACUUCAAGAAGAACUAGCUGGAUGGCUUGUGGACUACGUGGUGAAGCCAGGAUCUGAGUACAGCAUAAUCUAGGUGUAAUGUCUAGAUCGUAUCGUUCUUGUCAAGCAUUGUAAUAUAUUUGGUGUAUGGACUAGAUGUUCUUAAACUUGAUGCGUGGACUCUAUAUUUUUUAUUAUGAUGUUUGAACUCUCUCAUUUGA